UCGAUUCUACGGAUGAAAUGUCGUGCAGUCAAGCAUGUUUAAGACAUUCUUGGUGUACCUCUUCUAACUUCAAAGAGUCCUCGGGCAACUGUGAACUGAACAAGCAUGAGUUUUCUACAACUGACGAUGACACCAAGCUCACUGAUAAUCCAGGCACAACGUUUUCAAUGUUUCUUAAGGUAAGAAAAGUUUUGAAUUUUCAUUGCUUAGACAACAAGGGCGUGCGUGUGCAGACCAGCCUAAUUUCCUCGUGCAAGAAGAAAUAGACUCCUGCACCCAGGAUAAGGCAACAGCUGUUAAAGCGAAACUAAGUAAAAAAAAAAAGAAAUUCGGUAAAACAGUAAAGUUGAGUUGUUGUAAAAAAAAGCGCACGCAUUUCAGUCAUGUUUCGUAUGGGAGCGAGCCAUGUUUUAGCUUUCCCAAAUUUUUCAGUUCCGCAAAAUCACCAUCAAAGGCAAUUUUUUCUUCCCUAACAAAUGGCGUACAUGUUUUGAAAAUAAAGUUAAGAGAAGUAUAGAGUGCAAACAACCGUAAAUGUUAAAAAAAGAGGAACGCAGAGCCAGCAAUUUAUAAGUGGAAUUUUUAUGUUCAACAUUAGAUUUGCUUUGGGCCGUUAAAAAUGUUGAUGGAUAAGUCUAGUUACCUGCAAGAAUCUGUAGCUAGUACGUCGCCCUCCCCUGCCCGAGAAAGACUGGCUAAAACAUCGCCUUUCUGGUAUAUAAAGUCUAAAGUGUCUCUGAAAAUCCUUGAUUAUUGUUUAUGUUUUAAGCCGGCUUCCCGGUGUUUGCUUUUUUCAAAGAUGAACUCGAGGCAAGAAAAUCGCUCAAAGCUUUCUUUUACAGCCAGAAUUAUAACUAAAUCUUCUUUGGGACGUUUUCUUAUUUAUCUAUUUGCGGUGAGAAAAUGUCUGAAGUCUUUUUAAAGUUCUAUAAGGUUAUAAUCAAACCUGAUACUCGGUCAGAUCAUUGUCUCAAAUCUUACAAACGUGCAUAAACUAAAUAGCCCCAUAAACUACACUCGACUUAUAAAAAACAAACAUCAAAUAAAAUAAUUACUCAGGCUUACCAUUCGAGAUGCACUGAAAACUAUCAAGUAAGGCCAGAAUCGCUUCAGACUUUUCGACCCUCUUACGCAUCCAGCAAGGUGAAAAACGAAACCGAUGCCAUCCGAAAUCGGAUUUCCAACUUUGACAAGCGACGUAUUUCUCAAUCAAAAACCCGAUAAACAAACUAGCCAUGAAUAACAGAAGACUCCUGAUAGCAGCUGAAUUUCAUUUUGUACAAUGUUCAGUGGAAAAAGAAGGUUAAAAACAUCACAAGUUGACAAAAAACUCUGUCAGCUUCAGCUGUCAAAGUAAGCAAGUUUCAAGAUGCUGCAUAAAUUUUCCGCAUGAACUCACCUGUCAAAUUUUGACCAAUCAGAGCAUAAAAAUUGGACGUAGAGCGUGACCAACGCGUGAUCUUGGUGAGAAAAGUCAAAAGCAACUGGCAUGUCUUCCCUGCCUGUAAAAACUGGCUGAAUCUUAGCUUCCGAGGUCAGUUUGAAAUCCAAAUUUUAAUUGUGCGGCACAUAUAAAUCAAACUUGAGCCUGCAAUCAUUUGAAAACUGGUAACUUGUAGGCGGAUAACUUCAAAAAAUACUCGACCUCGAUGGGUCGACACCUGAGACCCCGAUACGGUCAGGUAAUACUGGUCAGCGGAUACCCUGUUUUGACAGCUGUCAAUUGAUCACAAGAUUGAUGUGCAAUAUGUGUGCUAUAGAGCGGUUUUCACUUGACUGUCGAAAGGGAUUGGUUUUGGUUUUGGUUUUGGUUUUACUACGCCCUUUGGUUGGCUAGUGUAUUUACUUUGGUUUUGGUUUUACGACAGUCAAGUGAAAACCGCUCUAUCAGUCUUCCCGUGCUCCCAAACUAGCUAGAAAGUGUGGGAUUGAGCAUUGGUUGCCCUGUGGUACGGACGGACGGGCAGCGGGCGGGAGGUGUACGGUCACAUGAUUACCAAAUUUUCUGGGAUGGGUAGAUUUACUUACCCAUGGUGCUCCGCAGGCGCGCUUCGCGCGCCAGAGCUCCGCUAUAAUCCAAAUGAGUUUAAGGUGUAUGUUAUACGACCGAUCGCUAGAAACAGAAGGUCUUGAAGUUUUUCUAAAAUCAGUCGCAAAGAAAUAUUUUAACUUACUGCAAUCGAUUGAUCGUCAUAAACAAGAGGUUUUGACGUGAAAUCAGUAGAAAUGAAAUGAUUUAACUUGCUGCGUCCUUACUUUUAGGGGCUCAUAAAAGUCGUGUUUUGUUAAAACACAAAAAGGCGGUUUAUUCGAUACCUGCCUCAGUUCCUAGAUCAGUGCCAAAGUUUCUCUUUGAUAGUAUCAGUCAAGGUACUGAUAUUAUCAUAUUGACAAGGUCAUAAUAAAGUUUAGUUAUAACGUGCACUCUGAUCGGUUGAAAAACGUGCUUUAAUUGAGAGUAUAAAAAACGGAAUUGAAGCUGUCACGUUCUCUACAGCGGAAAUUUGCACAGUCAAUUCUUCUUUAUUUGUUAUAGCAAUGCCCUGUAAGUUCUUUCAAAUUUACACUUAGGAUAGCGUGGUGAUAUUGACCUAACUAAAAAAAACACACAUCACUAUUACCUUUGUUAUGCUAAAAUGUUUAGCCAACAGCUUGCACAGCAAGUGAACAACGAUUCACCUUGUUUCAUCAGUUUGUUUAAUUGCGGCAUGUGUUGAUUAAAUAAAUCAGCUUAAACUAACACUAAAAAUUUGGAAUGUUUGCCAAACGUUUUUCAUAAGACAUACUAAAAAUAAAUUUGCAUAGUUUGCACAAUAUAUGUCAGUGGCUAGGGGUUUGCCAUGAAAUAAUAAUUUUUAAAAAUGUUUCCUGUCUGUAGAGGGUCUCCCUCGUCUAUAUUGACAACCUUACACCCUAAUUGUGCUUUAAUUUAUCUGUCUUUCUCACAUCACUUUCGAAGAACGAAAAUGACUCCCUAGCAAUUUUAUUUAGUUUAGUUUUGAUGAUAUGAGAUGUAACAAACUUUAAAACACGUCAAUCAAGUUUCGAUUAUCGACUUUUGCUAAGUGAUAUCUAAGAACCCAAUGUACAUGCUACAUGAUUGUAGAUGAAAACUUCACAAUCAAAAUCUCACGUACACCACAGUACGUUGCCAAGUAUCCGGACACUUCAGUUUAACAUUGCAAUAACUUUCCUUUGUUAGUCGCAAGAACUCUGAAAUUUGGCCCAGAGAAAAUCUAUUUAGUCCGAGUUAAUACCGUAUUUAUUCGCCCUUAUUAAAUUUUUGGCUCUUGAGAGUGGGCGCUUAUUCGAGGUGGGCGUUUAUUCGAGGCUGGGCGCUUAUUAAAUUUUCACCAUUCUCAGCAAGUGUAGUAGUAUAUUUUACAACCAAACAGUAAAUGGUACCAACAAAAAGUGAAGAUGUAACAAAGCAAGGUUUCUGUAAAAUACUCUGAAGAAAACUCCGUCUCCGGGAAGGUCUCUUAUUAUCUCUUAUUGGAGUUAUUGUGGGAGGGAGUGGGGUGGGGUGGGCGCUUAUUCGAGGCUGGGCGCUUAUUAACUUUUUCUGCCUUUAGCAUGGGCGCUUAUUCGAGGUGGGCGCUAAUUCGAGGUUGGGCGCUUAUUCGAAUAAAUACGGUAUGACGAAAGACAGUUUAAAUUUUUUGCCUUUGUUUCCAUGGCGAAAUUAAUAUUUUUGCAGGGCUCCUAUGUUGCCCAGUAUCCGGACAGCUGAUCCAGUAUCCGGACACAACAAUAACAACGUAAUUGUACAUAAAUUUCGACAAGCAAGCGACUUAUAAGCUUCUCUUGCACUUGCAAAGUAGUCUGGCAAUCGAUUCCAAAAAUAUAACCUGCCAUCGUGAAAUAAAACAUGACAAAUGACUGUGGUAUGGUGGGGAACGCGAGCGGUUGUUAAAUGUCAUAACUCAUACUUCCUUGUCUAGGAACUUUUUCACUGAUUUAAAGAAGACGUCCGUGGACAUGCGGAAGCCGCGGUUUGCUAGCUCAAUUAGCCAAUCUGCAAACGACUUUUUUUCUUCAUUUUUUAUUUUAAAAAAAAAGCUUGGGGAAGGGACCUCAAUGCGACGGUCAAAGGUCACUCUCCUAUUUAGUCUGACCUGCAGUGUUGAUUUCUUCAUGCUCCGUCCCUACAGACCCUACAAUAAGCCCGCUUUUCUAGCACUAAUUCCUCCUUCUUUCACAUCUCUCAAUCCCUUUGUGACAUUUUUCAGACCGUCGCAGCCCCAUUUUAGCAGUCACAACUGGGGUAAGUAUGAGAAUUCCAGGUUCAACUCCGACGCUUUCGGUUACAUAUAGAAAAUGCAGUCACGCGAAACAAGCGGCGCACACGAAAUCAAGUCGCCUCCGAAGGAGUGAAGAAAAUUUCCGUACGGAGUUGAGUAGAAUUACAUUUUACGACUAUAUGAUAUAUCCUAAGCUUUAAUUAUAGUGACAGAUAUGAAAUAAAUCUUAUCCGGAUAAUGUACGCAGCUAAUUCAUCGAUUCUGUACAGCAAAGAAAAAACUGUCCGGAUACUGGGCACCUGACAUCAAUACUUAGUGAAUGUUUCUGGGCUCCGUUAUUCCAAACAAAUCGAAUUUCAAGAAUAAUUAAUAAACUUUCUGAGAACCUGACUUCUUUAAGUAUCUUUAUUUAAAUAUAAAACCGUUUCUUUGAAAAUAUCACAUAUCACCUACCCUUUUCUGGGCAGCACUAAUUUUACAGCACAGUAAACAGCGUAAAUAUUAGCCAUGAAAUGUUUAUUCGCCUGAACAGAACUGCGUCUUCUGCGACUGUUUCGCAAGCUUUCAUCUCGCCAAAACCUUCAUCUUAAAGCCGAAAUGAUCAGCUUUCAUUCGCAAUACAUUGUUUACCGAUAACUGAAAACGGCGCCUCAAGAUUUUCUCUUCUCUUUUCCGUAGAUAAAAGAUCUCUGCGAAAAUUUAAACUCUCUGAAUGAUAGAUAAAAGGCUAAAUGCUUUGGUUGUAGAAUCAUAUCAGUUGGAUAUUUAUUUUUCGUUUUCAACAGGGCUGUCUUGUGAACGGAUGCCUAAAUAAAGGUUCUUGUAUUUUUGACCAAGAAAAGGAAACUUUUGCUUGUUCAUGCAAACAGCCAUGGCGAGGAGAAAGAUGCGAACUGGGUAAGCCUAUACUAUGUAAUUUAUUCACAGCGAGAGCGUUAUUUGUUUUUCAUUAUCAUUUAGAAAUUUAUGUUGGUAUGGCAAUAUUUCCUUACAGUUUAAGCGGUUAUAUGUCUAUAUUACAAUCAGUUGUGGUAAUAACGGUAGUAGUAGCAGCAGCAGUAGUAGUAAUAGUUGUUGUUUUUGCUGUUUUUGUACAGUGUUGGUUUCAUGUCAGUGCUCUUAGGUUCGUAUUCAGUAAGAGUUUUAGUUUAAAGGUUCCCUUUUGUCCUAUAUUCUUAAAAGCUAUAAUAGACUUCAUUAAGAUUUCGCUUCAAUCACAGAGGACGUGACAACUAAAAUGACAUGUCAUUAUAUUUCACACAUUUAUUUCUGAAUUAUCUGCGACAGGAAAUUUGAACUUGCAAAAGGUCAUUAUUAGGUUUUUUAAAGGCCACACACGCGAGGGGAAGUCCUUUUCUGCCCUUGCACGCGAGAUCUUACUUGAGAUUUCUCCCUUCCAGCCUUAAAGAAACCAGCCCAUGCAACAGAGGCUGCGCUGAAAUCGAUUGAGCAAAGUAAAUAUAUCACAAAAGUUGGCAAAGAUCGAGGCUAACAUAAUACAGGGGCACCCAGCGACUGUUUGCUGUAAAAUAUCUGUUCGGAGAGCCAGAUGCUGCCUAGAAUUUUCUUCUGCUGAAGACAGCUAAAAAUUUACAGAUGACCGCUCCAUUCCCUAUACAAUUUUCGAAGCUUAUCUAAUAAAUUCCCUACGAUUUUUUUUAUUUUUCACAUUUCACCCCCCAGGUUAGGCUACUUUUCGUAGAAGAAAGGAAACCUUGAAUUUUCGGAUUCAAAGAGGUGAUGGAGAGAGGAAUCAGUAAAAUUCUCACUUUCGUAUUACCUUAAAUUGAAUAUAAAAUCUUCGGGAAAAUAAUACUGAAGCCAUGUAAUUUCGAAAAGACUCAAGUUCUCCUAGAAUCACUGAACAGAUACAAAUUUUAUAGAACCGCUUAGAAUGCAUUUCUAGAGAUCUAUAAAUACUCUGGGUAGCUCAAAAAGUGUUUUCAGUGGAUUGGGAGGAACCCGUCGUUGGGUGCCCCUCAUAAUAUAAACAGUGUGCUACCUAUGAUAUUGCGGUGCAUUCCAAUCUUUUUCCAAAAGUGCUAUAUUAUUUUUGUUCAGUUCAACACUCGUCAUGUGAAGCUGUUACAAGAAAUGGAAUAUACCAGCUAAAAGUGAAAUCGCUACAAUUUGAGGUAAGCUUUAUUAGAGGGCUAUUGACUUUUUCAUGAUUACCGAUCAGUGUGGUUCUCAGUGUUAAAUCUAUGAUUUUGAGUGCGUAAGCAAACUCUUUGAAGCGUAAAUAACGCGAUGGUGCAUCCUGUCCACGUGACACAGACAGCCUAGAUAUUUCAGUCCACAAUUCAGGUCCGCUUUUACAUAGAAAGAUUUUUUCCUAGGGAAAAAAACCGGGGGGUACUCAACAAAGUUUUAUCCGGGGAGGCUCCGCCCCGAGGUCCAACCCUUUUCCCUUUUUACCCACCAUUUUCUACAGAAAAGGUCCCCCUUUCAUAUACCUUAUAAUGACAAAUGGUACCCCUUUUCACAGACCAGUUUUUGCAACUUUGCAUCCCUUUGAACUUUUAAAGGCAAUGUAUUUUAAAUGAUUAAUUCUCAAGACCAGAAUGUUUCCCUGAUUGUCUCACAACGAUAAAAUGCAUUUGUUUCCUCUUUUGGGCCUCUCAUUAACUGAAAUAACAGAUUCCCGACCCUGAGGCCUAAAGGUACCCUUUACUGGAGGAGGAGCCUCCCCAUAUAGGCCAUUGUAGGGAAUAUGCCCCGGAAAAAAAAUUAAUAGAUAAAAAUUAACUCUUUAUCUGCAGGUCUAUUGUGACGUCACAGCCAAAGGUAAACCAUGGACUCUUAUUGCAAAAUUUUCUAACUUUGAUAAAGUGUCCUGGAUAAAUGAUGAUAGACUUUGGUGGUAUGACCAAAACGUUACCAUAGGAACAACAAGCGAUCCUUCAAAUAAUACGGACAUGAUCUCACCAGCUUUCUGGUUGGUCAGCGGCAGCGAGUUUAGGAUCACGCGCAGUGAUGAUUCCAGUCAUACACCACUGUUGCAGACCACAGGGAACUGUUUGGGUGGACAAACAUUUCGAUCAAAAAUCACAAGUUAUGGCGACUUUAGAAAUGGCAAGUUUUCGCCCAAACACAGGUGCAAGGGAAGCUGUACGGUUCAAUAU
This is a messenger RNA of Porites lobata, 7369 nucleotides long. Lineage: Eukaryota; Metazoa; Cnidaria; Anthozoa; Scleractinia; Poritidae. The record is from the annotation of a GenBank genome assembly.